AUGGUUGGGAACAACAAAAGAUUUCCUGGUAUUAAUCCAAUCAAUCAAUUCCGCGGCACUACAGGACGUUCUUUGGGGGCGCACAGAUUUAUUCAAGGAGGAAGAAAUCGGAGUCGCUCCCCAUUGAAAAAUGGCAGAAGAAGCUUGAGAAGGAACCAUUCCUCCCGACACGGCGGAGAAAUUCCAGAGACUCCUCAACAUUCACGUCAUGUUCCUGAAGCACAGCAUGCACAAAGCAGACGUCUUCCAACAAAUAGCAGGGAGGCUUUUUCGUCGAUUUGGGGUCCCGCAGAUGAUCGGGGAAUAUUGUCCAACUCUUCAACGGACAGCAUCCGCUUGGGGUCUCAGUUACCAGUACCGGUAGUCAAUGACAGUCCAAUUGAGGGAGCUGCUGAGGAGAUGAUGUUCGAUAGCAAUGGUUCGUUAAUAUCUGACCAUAUUGCGCCUUCGACCGAAAUACCCGAAACUUCUGUGGAUUUACUCGGCUGUCAACCAAUAGAUGAUGUGAACUGGACCACGGUCGCAAGAAGUGCUCGCUUAGGUAGCAGCGUCGAUACAACUCUCUCUGAUCAACAUUCUGCCACUUCGAGCUUAACAUCUAAUAUUCGAGAGUAUCUUGCGGAGCAAUUGCCCCAUACGUUGCGACGCUUGUACUAA
Botrytis porri is the source of this 657-nucleotide messenger RNA. RefSeq lists its product as uncharacterized. The record is from RefSeq and is a predicted model, not a curated record. The coding region runs from base 1 to 657 and encodes 218 amino acids. NCBI's taxonomy places the organism in Eukaryota, Fungi, Ascomycota, Leotiomycetes, Helotiales, Sclerotiniaceae. The transcript is spliced from 2 exons.